Symsagittifera roscoffensis is the source of this 660-nucleotide messenger RNA. RefSeq names its product kallikrein-14-like. The coding region runs from base 1 to 660 and encodes 219 amino acids. Gene Ontology annotation, biological process: proteolysis. NCBI's taxonomy places the organism in Eukaryota, Metazoa, Xenacoelomorpha, Acoela, Convolutidae. Gene Ontology annotation, molecular function: serine-type endopeptidase activity. The transcript is spliced from 3 exons. The record is from RefSeq and is a predicted model, not a curated record.
AUGUUUUCCUCUGACGUUUUUCUGAAGUUUCUUCUGACGCUGACUGCAAUCUUCAGCCUCGGAGAGUGCAGAUUUCAAAGCAAGGAUGAAGCUGCGAAGAGGAUUAACGGGGCUCUGCUGAGUCAGUCCCCAAGACCCUUCUUUGUGAAGCUGGAAGACCCUAAGAGCGGGAUGAGGUGUGGCGGAACUAUCAUAUCACACUACUCAGUCCUCACAGCUGCACAUUGCUUCGACCCGAUAUUCAAAUCUCAACUGACAGUGCACACGUUAGACAAGAAGAAACAAACCAUUCCGGUUGACUUCAAGAAGAAUGUGGUCAUGCACGAACACUACGUGUACCAGAACCGGUUUGCAGAUCUGGCAGUGGUCAACUUCGACAAACCAGUGUUCGACAAGGAAGAAGUGUUGAAAUUGUGUCCGAAAGGAACUGCGCAUACGAUUGAAAACGAACAUCUUCGAGCGUGUGGAAUGGGGAAGGACCAGAACAAACCAGUGAACAGACUAUCUGAAGUCGAGUUGUUUGAAAUCAAGACGCCCGCUAAGUUUCAUACCAGGCCUAAAGAGUUCGAUGGGAAAACGCAGAUGGUGUUCGAGAGUACUUUUAGUCGCACACACCCUGGAAGACUCAUACCCAUGAGCGAAGGAGAUCCUGGUAAGUGA